Messenger RNA from Acipenser ruthenus (sterlet), 3783 nucleotides. RefSeq names its product trichohyalin-like. The coding region runs from base 110 to 2938 and encodes 942 amino acids. Gene Ontology annotation, molecular function: GTP binding. NCBI's taxonomy places the organism in Eukaryota, Metazoa, Chordata, Actinopteri, Acipenseriformes, Acipenseridae. The transcript is spliced from 3 exons. The record is from RefSeq and is a predicted model, not a curated record.
GGUUUGUCCCGCGGUCACGUCCCAGCGACACGCCCCCUGCUUCCUUACCAGAUUCCCAGAUUCCCAGAUCCUCUUUGGAAAAGCGUCGUCGAAAACCCACUGUAGAGAGAUGGCAGCUGCAGGUUUUGAACCCGGUGCCGGGCGGGGAAUCAUGGCUGCAGAACAAGAGCCUGAAGAAACUGUUUCUCAAGAGCUGCACAGCCCCCCUGAGCUGAGGAUCGUGCUGCUUGGGGGAAGCAGGGCUGGAAAGACUUCAUCUGGAAACACCAUCCUGGACAGAGAGGGGGGUAGAUCUGGAUUGAGCUUCUCUGCUGUAACGAGGGAGUGUGAGAAGAGAACAGGAGAAGUGUCUGGGAGAUGGGUCACUGUGGUCGACACUCCAGACUUGUUACACACAGACCAGGUUGAGAUUGAGAGAUGUGUUUCUCUGUCUGCCCCGGGACCCCACGCUCUCCUCCUGGUGAUGCAGGUGUAUCCAAAAAAAAUGCUUGACUCUAUUAAGUUAAUAGUAGAACAGGAUUGCAAAUCCUUUGUUAAAGUGCAGGAGCUGUUUGGUGAGAGAGCUGUGAGGAACACGAUGAUCCUUUUCACCUGCGGGGAUCAUCUGAAAGGCAGGACGAUUGAGCAGCGCAUUGAGGAAGCUGGUGAGGAGUUCCAGCAGCUUGUUGAGAAAUGUGGGAACAGGUAUCAUGUUCUCAACAAUAAGAACAGGAGCGAUCGCACUCAGGUCACACAGCUCCUGGACAAGAUAGACAACAUGGUGAAGGGAAGUGGAGGCUGCUACCUCCCAAAUGAGAUUUACCAGGAGGUAGAAGAAAAGAUUAGACUAAAGGAACAGGAGCUGAAUGAGAAACACAAAGAGGAACUGAGCAGGAAAGAAGAGGAGAUGAAACAGAAAUAUGAGGAGGAACAGAGGAGGAGAGAAGAGAUGAAACAGAAAUAUGAGGAGGAACAGAGGAGGAGAGAAGAGGAGAUGAAACAGAAAUAUGAGGAGGAACAGAGGAGGAGAGAAGAGAUGAAACAGAACUAUGAGGAGGAACAGAGGAGGAGAGAAGAGGAGAUGAAACAGAAAUAUGAGGAGGAACAGAGGAGGAGAGAAGAGGAGAUGAAACAGAAAUAUGAGGAGGAACAGAGGAGGAGAGAAGAGGAGAUGAAACAGAAAUAUGAGGAGGAACAGAGGAGGAGAGAAGAGGAGAUGAAACAGAAAUAUGAGGAGGAACAGAGGAGGAGAGAAGAGAUGAAACAGAAAUAUGAGGAGGAACAGAGGAGGAGAGAAGAGGAGAUGAAACAGAAAUAUGAGGAGGAACAGAGGAGGAGAGAAGAGAUGAAACAGAAAUAUGAAGAGGAACAGAGGAGGAGAGAAGAGGAGAUGAAACAGAAAUAUGAGGAGGAACAGAGGAGGAGAGAAGAGGAGAUGAAACAGAAAUAUGAGGAGGAACAGAGGAGGAGAGAAGAGGAGAUGAAACAGAAAUAUGAAGAGGAACAGAGGAGGAGAGAAGAGGAGAUGAAACAGAAAUAUGAAGAGGAACAGAGGAGGAGAGAAGAGGAGCUGAUGGAGAAGUUGAGGAAGCAAAUGAAGGAGGAGGAGCUGGAGAAAGAGGCAGAGGAAUCCAAGCUGCCUGUCAGGAGAAGGGACAGCAUUGAUGGAGAGCGUCCCAACUUGUCUGGAGGUGAAGGAGAGGCUCCCCUUGCAGAUACCCAAGCGCCUCCCAGCCCCCCUGAGCUGAGGAUGGUGCUGCUUGGGAAGACUGGGGCUGGGAAGAGUGCAGCAGGAAACACCAUCCUGGGCAGAGAGGAGUUCAGAUCUGAAGCCAGCUCCUCUGCAGUAACGAGGGAGUGUGAGAAGAGAAAAGGACAAGUGGCUGGGAGACGUGUUGCUGUGAUCGACACUCCAGAGCUCUCUCAGGACAAACUCCAGAUUAGGAGCUGUGUUUCUCUGUCUGCCCCGGGACCCCACGCUUUCCUCCUGGUGAUACCGGUGGGCCGAUUCACAGAGGAAGAGAGGAGAGCAGUGGAGACAGUCCAGGAGAUAUUCAGUGAGGAGGCUGUGAGGAGGUACAUGAUGCUCCUUUUCACACACAGUGACAAACUGAAAGGCAAGACCAUUGAGGAUUAUAUUCAGACAGGCAGCAAGGAGCUCCAGCAGUUUGUUGAGAAAUGUGGGAACAGGUAUCAUGUUCUCAACACUGAGGACAGGAGCGAUCGCACUCAGGUCACACAGCUCCUGGACAAGAUAGACAACAUGGUGAAGGGAAACAACGGCAGCUACUACACCAGUGAGAUGUACCAGCAAGCAGAAGCAAAGAUCAGACAAAGACAAGAGGAGAUACUGAAGGAGGAGGAAGAGACGAUAUUGAGGGAGGAAGAGGAACUGAGGGCAAAGCACCUGAAAGAACUGGAGAACACGAAAAGGAAGAUGAGAUUGGAAAUCCAGAAACGAGACGAGAAGAUCAGAGAGCUGGAGGAGAGGAUAGGAGAGCUGGAGGAAAAGCUGAGAAAAGAACAGGGAGAGAAUCACAGGAUCAAACUGGAGGAAGAGCUGAGGAGAAAGAGAGAGGAGAGAGAAAGAGCAGAGCGAGAGAAGGAGGAGUGCAUGGAGAAGGGGGAGAGAGAGAGGGGAGAGUACGAGGAGAAACACAGGAGAGAGAUGGAGGCGGUCCGGCAGCGCUACCAGGAAAGGCUGAGGGAAGAAGCAGAGAAAUCCAAUGACUUUGUGAAGCACUGUGUGAAGCCAGCAGCAGUAUUACUGGGAGCAGUGGCAGGGGCACUGCUAGGGGCAGCAGCAGGAGCUCUGAGGGGUCAAUUGGGAGCUGCAGCAGGAGCUGCUAUUGGAUCUGUAGCAGGAGCACAAGUAGGAUCUGUGAUAGGAGGAGCAGCCAGGGCAGGAGUAGCAGAGAGCUCAGACACACACACACACAGAAGCAGAGAGCUCAAAUAAACUCCUAACAUCACCCCCUGUGCCCCUCCAGGGCUCACAGCUGACAGAAAGAAAUGUGUGGGAGGACCCCCGAGUCACAUGACUAGACGACAUUUCCUGUCGUGGUGACAUUAAAAGCCAGCUGGCUUUCUUGACUAAAGAGACAUCCAAGUGUUCUCGUAAUCCUCGCCCUUUUUAUGCGAUUAGGAAAAGCUUCAUCAAGCAGCUCAUUAUAAUGACAUGUUGUUAAAUAUGAUUGUGUUUGUCUCCACGGCUGUGUAUCCAGAGCCUUGCUUUCUACAGCACAGUGUCAGGUUUGAGGAGAGCACUGUGAGCCUCCUGUGAAGCUGUAACUCGCUGGGAAAUGCACACUUUAUCAAUGGAUUUGAAUCAAUGUCUAGAAACCACUGCUGAGCUGGUGAAUGGAAAAUCUCUCUACAGAAUCACAGUGACAGAUGAACGCUGUGAAUCUAGGAGGCAGUGCGGUCCAGUGGUUAAAGUCCAGGGCUUGUAACCAGGAGGACACUGGUUCAAAUCCCAGCUGUCACUGACUGACUCACUGUCAAUAGAAUGUGCUUUGCCUAGGUCCUGAGUAUUUCAACCGGGCAGCAGUGUGGAGUAGUGGUUAGGGCUCUGGUCUCUGGACCGGAGGUUUGUGGGUUCAAUCCCAGGUGGGGGACACUGCUGCUGUACCCUUGUGCAAGGUACUUUACCUAGAUUGCUCCAAUAAAAACCCAACUGUAUAAAUGGGUAAUAGUAUGUAAAAAUAAUGUGAUAUCUUGUAACAAUUGUAAGUCGCCCUGGAUAAGGACGUCUGCUAAGAAAUAAAUAAUAAUAUUGGAGAGGGGGUGGGGUUAUUGGGCAGG